CAGUUUUCCGACAGCAAAAUGCGGUUCUGGUUAUUAUCUUUCGUUCUUGCCCUAUAUUUCACUUCAGGCCUUAGUGCCAAAGUGAAGACUGCCGAGGAGUGUGCAAAAUAUGACUUCAAAGAUAUGCUUGACAACUGUUGCAAAACGAACCCGGGAAAUUUAUUCGAGAGGGCAGAGCUGACGGGCUGCGGCUACAAAUCAGCGGCCAAUAUGAGAAUCAUGAAGUCCUACGUGCUGAACAAGGCCGAUUCUGGAAACUAUACUUUCAGCGUCAGUGCGAAAAAGGGCAAACUUCAAAUGGACUCGGGCAGAUUUUGUUUUGCCGAGUGCGUCUUCCGCAAUUUUUCUUGGAUCAAUAGUGACGACACAUUGAACUAUGACAUGAUUAAGACAAACUUGACGACCAAGUUGAAAGGCAUGACGAGCUGGUUGACACUUUUCGAGUCUGUUCACAGCACGUGCCAAACGUGUGCCGAAGCGACUGACAACAAAACCGUGACGGCGAAGAAUUAUCGCACAUGUCUCACCUUCCCUGCCGUCUACAUGCAGUGCAUCAACAGCAAAUUCAUCACGGGCUGUCCAAGUAUGAAGACAGGCUCCGUUUGCUCCACUAAGUUCGCCAAUUUCAAAAAGUGCGACUAUUUCUCCGCAACCUGUACGUAGAAAAUAAUGCGUCUUCAAACGGUGUAUGAUUCACAAUUAAAGAAGUUUUUGAGUAAAAAUUAAACCGGCCUUGUGUGCUAAACAAUUAUGGAU
Molecule: messenger RNA, 756 nt
Organism: Neocloeon triangulifer
Lineage: Eukaryota; Metazoa; Arthropoda; Insecta; Ephemeroptera; Baetidae
Exons: 9
Coding region: 19-663 (214 amino acids)
Molecular function (GO): odorant binding
Source: RefSeq, a predicted model, not a curated record